AUGUGUCAGCCGCAUGUCCAUUCAGCUGCUGAAAUGAAGUCCUGUGGAGUGAUUGGUGCUGAAACGGAUGAAGUGAAGCCAUUGCCAGUGCCAGUGUCAGUGAUUGAGGGAGAAUCUGUCAUUCUAGAGAUUAAUCUUACUGAAAUUCAUACAUAUUGGAUGAUACUGUGGAGGUUUGAUGGUGACCUCAUAUCUCAGAUCACUGAAGGUAAUAUCACAUAUAAAGAUGGUCCUGAUGGGAUAUUCAAAGACAGACUGCAGCUGGACAGUAAAACUGCAUUUCUCAACAUCACAAAUAUGAGGAAGAAACACUCUGGACUUUAUGAACUAGAGGCCAUCAGUAAAGAUGCCAGUGGGUCACCAAAAAAGGAAUUCAGUGUUGAUGUUAAAGACUCUCCAUCUGUUAAUUUGGGUGGUAGAAUUGAAAUGAAGACUCAGUCAGUGAAUAAAGGACAGCCUGUCACUCUUGAGACUGAUAUUCCUCAUCUACAUGAUGAGCUGAUAGUGUGGAGGUUUGGAGAUGAAGGAAAACUCAUUGCUAAACAUUAUGCAGAGGCCAAGAACUCAACAAUAUUUGAUAAUAGUGCUGAUGGGAAAUUCAGAAACAGAUUGAACCUGAAUAAUCAGAAUGGUUCUCUCACCAUCACAAACACCAACACAUCAGACUCUGGACACUAUAUAGUGAUGAUCAGCAGCAACAAACAGACGUUACACAAGAGAUUCAUUGUUACUGUCAGUGGUGAGUAACUCAAUUGUUUUAAA
Molecule: messenger RNA, 762 nt
Organism: Megalobrama amblycephala (Wuchang bream)
Lineage: Eukaryota; Metazoa; Chordata; Actinopteri; Cypriniformes; Xenocyprididae
Exons: 3
Coding region: 1-747 (248 amino acids)
Source: RefSeq, a predicted model, not a curated record